AUGAUUAAGGUACUUUCAAUUGGAUUAGGAGGGGUUGGUGUGGUAACAAGUUACGUUUUACAAAACUUCAAUCCUGAUGUUGAGAUAACUGCAAUUAUAAGAUCUGAUUACGACAGGGUCAUGGAGUCUGGGUAUUCCAUUUCUUCUAUUGAUUAUGGGGGAAGAAGAGACAACGCCGAUCCUAAAGAAGCUGAUAAUGCAAUUAAAGGGUUUAGACCUAAGAAUAUUGUUAAAAAAUUGGAAGAAGCUGUUAAAUUUGGACCAUUUGAUUAUAUUGUGGUUGCAACCAAGGUUAUUCCAAGAGAGAAAGAUAACGUUUGGGAUCAGGUUCAACAACUUCCAGAAUUAAUAAAAAAUAAUAAAGGGACUUCGAUUGUUCUUAUACAAAACGGAAUUGAUCCUGAAAGUUUUUGGAAAGGAUUGAAAGAUAAAGCAAUUUUCAUAAGUGGCGUGUCUUAUAUCAGUUCUGUUAAUAGUAAAGGAACUGUUACGCAAUAUGGCCAUGAUGAUAACAAUUUUGGUUUGAUUUAUGAAAAUGAUAAUCCUGAUUCACUCCAAGAGUUCUUGGGAUUGUAUACUAACGACUAUAAUAGUGUUGGCCUUGACACAAAUGUUAGGUUGACUAGAUGGAAGAAAUUACUUUAUAACUCUUCAUUUAACACGGUCUGUUGUCUUACGGAUCUGGAUAUCGGCAAAAUAUUUGAUCUUAAGGAAAGCAUGGGUAUCAUUGAUAACCUAGUCCGUCCAUUAAUGAAGGAAAUUCAAUAUGUUGCAAACUAUGACCUAAAGAAGAAUUACCCCAAUCACCGAGGUGAAGCUGUGACAGAUGAUGAUGUUGGUUAUAUUAUUACGGCUACGGAGGAUACUGACGCUAAAAAUAACUAUCAGCCUUCUAUGUUAGUGGAUUCCCGAAAUGGCAGAAACAUUGAACUUGAAGUUAUCUUGGGCAAUGUAAUCAAGAUUCACAAGCUGAACACAAAUAAGGAUAUGAAGACGGAAAUUCCUUAUUUAAAUUUAAUGUAUUAUCUAUUAUCCUUGGUUCAAUAUCGUUUGAGUAAUAAGUAA
Debaryomyces hansenii CBS767 is the source of this 1065-nucleotide messenger RNA. RefSeq names its product ketopantoate reductase family protein. Gene Ontology annotation, molecular function: oxidoreductase activity. The record is from RefSeq and is a predicted model, not a curated record. Gene Ontology annotation, cellular component: cytoplasm. The transcript has a single exon. Bases 1 to 1065 code for a protein of 354 amino acids. NCBI's taxonomy places the organism in Eukaryota, Fungi, Ascomycota, Pichiomycetes, Serinales, Debaryomycetaceae.